This is a messenger RNA of Poecilia reticulata (guppy), 2538 nucleotides long. It is a transcript of the gene fstl4, whose product is annotated as follistatin-like 4. The record is from RefSeq and is a predicted model, not a curated record. NCBI's taxonomy places the organism in Eukaryota, Metazoa, Chordata, Actinopteri, Cyprinodontiformes, Poeciliidae. Gene Ontology annotation, cellular component: extracellular region; plasma membrane. Gene Ontology annotation, biological process: cell differentiation; multicellular organism development; homophilic cell-cell adhesion. Gene Ontology annotation, molecular function: protein binding.
UGCUUCUGUCUGCUGAAACGAGAGCAGCAAGGCGGCAGCGCAUGCACCAUGUCAGAGUACAACAAGCUGAAGAGCACGCUCCUGGAAAUGCAGCCGAAAGCGGUGGGGAGCGGCGAGCGGAGCCAGCAGCGAGACAUGGAGGAGAAGAGGGCGCUGGUGGACGCCAUGUUUAAAUACCUGGAUGGAAACGAAGACAGCCGGCUGACCAGCGACGAGUUGGAGAAGAUAUCGAUGAAGGAGCAGAUGGAGAGCAGCCUGUUGGAGUGCAGCAUGCAGGACCUGCUGCGCUACGACGACUACAACAACGACGGACAUCUGAGCCUCCACGAGUUCUACACGGCUUUCCAAGUGGUGCAGCUGAGCCUGGCGGAGGAUCAGCGGAUCAGCACCUCGACCGUAACGGUGGGCCUCAGCGCCGUCCUCACCUGCGCCAUCCAGGGAACGCUGCGCCCGCCCGUCAUCUGGAAGAGGAAYGGCAUCGUCCUGAACUUYCUGGACCUGGAGGACAUCAACGACUUUGGGGACGACGGCUCGCUGUACAUCACCAAGGUGACAACAAUCCACAUGGGGAACUACAGCUGCCAUGCCUACGGCUACGAAGACCUCUAUCAGACUCAUGUGCUGCAGGUGAAUGUCCCUCCGGUGAUCCUGGUUUACCCGGAGACCCAGGCCCAGGAGCCCGGCGUGUCGGCCAGCCUGCACUGCCACGCCGACGGCAUCCCCGACCCGAAGCUGCUCUGGCUGAAGAACGGCAUGGACCUGCAGCUCAGCUCCUCCACUCAGCUCUCCCUCAUAGCCAACGGCAGCGAGCUCUUCAUCGCCAGCGUGCGUUACGAAGACACCGGCGCUUACACCUGCAUCGCCAAGAACGAGGUGGGAGUGGACGAGGACAUCUCCUCUCUGUUUGUGGAGGACUCAGCCAAGAAAACACUUGCRAACAUCCUUUGGAGAGAAGAAGGGUUGAGUGUGGGAAACAUGUUCUACGUGUUUUCUGACGAAGGCAUCACCGUCCUGCAGCCCAGCGAAUGUGAAAUUCGGAGACACCUGAAGCGGACGGAGAGGAUCGUGGCGACCUACGAGGAGAUGUGUCCCAAAGGGGAGGGCGUGUCUCCGCAGCGCUGCGUUUGGUCUUCGGCCGUCAACGUCAGGGAGAAGUACAUCUACGUGACCCAGCCGCUCCAGAGCCGCCUGCUGGUCGUCGACAUCCAGGCCCAGAAAGUGGUUCAGGCGGUGCCAACAGACCCGUUUCCUGUGAAGAUGCUCUACGAUAAGUCACAUGACCAGGUGUGGAUUCUUACCUGGGGCGACAUGGACAAAACUCACCCAACACUCCAGGUAAUUCCUCAAGCCAGUGUGGGUGAAGUUCAUCAUGCCGUCCGAACCACUUUCCAAAGGGUGACGGACUUCUUCAUCCCUCCAACUAACCUCAUCAUAACUCACGUGAGGUUUGCAUUCGUCUUCCUGAAAGAUGAGCCGGCGCUCCACAAGAUUGAUCUGGAGACCUUCCACCGUGUCAAGACCAUCAGCCUGAAGAACUACAGCUGCAUCCCGGCCAGCAUGGCCUACACACACCUGAGCGGCUUCUACUUCAUCCAGUGCCAGAGCAAGAGCCUUCUGGGCGCUGCUGCCCAGCUCCUCGUCGACAGCGUGACGGACACCGUCAUCGGCCCCAAUCAGAACAUCACAGGCCAGGCUUACGUGUCGCCAGACGGUCGCUACGUCGUGACGCCGGACCCGAGGCGCUCCAAGCUGACGGUUCAGACGGUGUCCUUCCAGGGAGAGCUAACGCUAAACCAGGAAUUAGACGAGCCCAUAAGCGUCUCCGAUAUGGUUUUCCAGCCUUCUUUCACGGAAUCGAACCAACACAUGUUGGUGGCGGUGUCCGGGUCGGGCUCAGACCUGCUGUUUGCCGAUCUGUCAUCAGGAUGCACGGAGGUUCUCCGGAGCCUCAAAGAGCCCCUGGCCGCCCAGGCCUGGCCGUGGGGGGGGCCCAACAGAGUGAUCGUCUCCAGCGGCUUGUUCGGACAGUACCUGGUGACGCCGUCGGUUGAGUCGCUCUUCAUCCUGGACGGCAAACAGAGAACGCCGCACUGCGAGGUUUCAGACAUCAAAAGAGCCAACACAGUGGUCUGGGUUGGCGAGGUAUGAGUAAAAAAGAAAAGCCGGAAAAACGGAGACUUAGAAUUAGAGGUAAACGAGAAAAGGAGAAAUCAGGCCAAAUUACCUAUCAUUAAGAUUUAUGUGAACCCAACCUGGGACUGAGAGGGGAACCAUGCCUGAGAGAUGGAUCAAAAGUAAACCUAAAAAUAGAGAAAAUACUAAGAAAAUCUGUUGUGAUAUUUCUAUUGGGAGAAAGUGUCAAUGCCGUUCAGUGCAACAGUGAUCUAUGUGCACUUAACUAUACAGAAUUGUACAUUAUUGCACUUCCUUCCAUGUUAUCACAGCAAAUAGGUACCUGAAGAGGCGAAAGUAACAACUAUGAACUAUGCACAAUGCUCACUUUUUUUUAAGAAUAAAAAGCUUUCCCAGUUUUGUUAA